Molecule: messenger RNA, 1656 nt
Organism: Penicillium cinerascens
Lineage: Eukaryota; Fungi; Ascomycota; Eurotiomycetes; Eurotiales; Aspergillaceae
Product: nucleotide-diphospho-sugar transferase
Exons: 1
Coding region: 1-1656 (551 amino acids)
Biological process (GO): mannan biosynthetic process
Cellular component (GO): Golgi apparatus
Molecular function (GO): alpha-1,2-mannosyltransferase activity
Source: RefSeq, a predicted model, not a curated record
AUGAAUGGACUCCCGCAGCAUCGCCCUGGUCGACGAGCCAUCGUGAUUAUACUGGCCGCUGUCCUACUGGCCAACUUUUAUCUCUUCGGGUGGAAUCGCCGAAAUGACCUGUGGACUGCACCUGCGCACUUGCAAAUCAGCCUCCCCGACUCGAGUUCAAAGGAAUCCCCGACAAUUGCGGGGUAUAAUGAGACAGGUUCGAAGCCUGAAGAGCCUGAAGCCCACUUUUCAGCUCCGUUGUCACUGGAAGAUCGCCAGGCAGCUUUUCUGCGGAAUCUCUAUACGCAGAUUGAAGAGCAUGCGCCUCCAUGUCCUCCGCCUAACAUCCCUGGGAGUGUUGAUGGCAUCGGCUUCGAUGCUGUGAAUGCGAUGCCUCGACCCAGCCUCAUCAUCAAUACCGAUGAAUUACAAGGGCCUAUGCAAAAGGCACACGAUGGAUUUGUCGCAGCAAUUAAAACCCUGAGAGACCGUCCUUAUAAUAACGGCACUAGAGGCAUCAUCUCAUCUGCCGGUGGCGAAUACAUGCCUACCUUUAUGGCGUCUCUACGCAUGCUACGACGGACUGGAUGCAAAUUGCCUGUGGAGGUUUUUGUAACCGACUGGCAUGAAUAUGAGCCUUAUAUCUGUGAGGUGGCCCUACCGGCUCUCGGCGCCAAGUGCAAGGUGCUCGGAGAGAUUUUGGACCUGAUUCAUGACCGGAAUGAUGAAGCCAUCAAGGUGGAACACUUCCAGAUCAAAUCAUUUGCGAUGCUGCUAUCAUCAUUUGAAAGCUUCCUCUGGAUGGAUGCCGACUGUUUCCCCCUCCAUGACCCAGAAAUUCUGCUGGAUUCAGACCCCUUCUCGUCAAGGGGCCUGGUAGCCUGGCCUGACUUUUGGGCAAAUACCGCAUCUGCUCUAUAUUUCAACAUAUCUCGACAGCCAGAGCUUCCUAUGACGGCUCGCCAGUCCACCGAGUCCGGAAUAAUGCUUAUCUCUAAACGAAACCAUUUCUUAACGCUUCUCCUGGCUACUUAUUACAACUACUACGGCCCGGACUAUUACUGGCCUUUGCUGGAUCAAGGUUCGUACGGCCAAGGCGACAAGGACACUUUUGUCCAGGCGGCCGGUGCCCUCGGCGCGGAUGUUUACACAGUCAGCGAGCCUGUAGUCGCUGUUGAACGUAAUUACGAUGACUGGGGGACCAACCAAUUCUCUGCAAUGGCACAGGCCGAUCCUAUGCUGGACUAUAAUCUUACUAGUCAAAGCAAAUGGCGCGUCAAAAAUCCCUCCAUUGCAAAGGCUCCGCGCAUCUUCUUCCUUCACGCCUCAAACCCAAAGUUCAACGCUGCUACAGAUCUUCUGGAGAAAACACAACGGUAUGAUGGUGAACCGAACAGACUGUGGAAUCGACCGGAGGAGGUCAUCCGACGCUUUGGGUAUGAUGUUGAAAAGCCUUAUUGGAAGGAGGCCACGACAGUCACGUGUACCCUGGAGCAUGUGUUUAGCUCCUGGCAGAAUAUCACUGGUCUCUGCGAGGGUAUGCAACACUUCUGGAAUGAGACAUUAUCGGAUCCAAAUGCCAAUGUUCUCCAUUUCACAGAUGAUGAGCCAGCUCACGAUAUGCCCAUUGAAGAGCCUCAGCCCACGGAUGACAGUGGAGAUUGGGGCGUCCCUUGA